This is a messenger RNA of Adineta steineri, 1722 nucleotides long. The record is from the annotation of a GenBank genome assembly. NCBI's taxonomy places the organism in Eukaryota, Metazoa, Rotifera, Eurotatoria, Adinetida, Adinetidae.
AUGUUCGAAAAGAAUUCGUUGACAUUAUUUGAUCAUCUACCAACAGAAAUCGUAUUCGAAAUUUUUGAUUACCUCUCAUCUAAUGAUAUUUUAUAUGGAUUUUUAAAUUUAAAUCAAAAGUACAAUUGUAUUUUAUUGGAACAUUACGCAGAUCUGAACAAGUUCGAAAUAUCUAUAAAAAAUAGUUGCUUUUUGCAAAGUAUUCUACCAAUUAUUCAAUCACGAGUAGAAUAUUUAACUAUUACUGAUAUUAAUUCUUGUUUCUCAUUAGAUUUAUUUCCUAAUCUCAAAUCAGUAAUUAUUUCCACUGCAUUUCCAAUUUACACGGAUGAAAUAACUUCAAUCACGACAAGUAACCAAUUCCGUAAAUUAACUACAUUGAAAAUUCAUAGUAAAAUUUUAAACCGAAACGUUUGGUCGGAUACAUUUUGCAUAUAUCAAGCCGUAUUUUAUCAUGAAAACGCCUUUAAAACAUUUGAACUUUCAUCAAACUUAGAUAUAAGAGUACUGGAAAAUGCUAUUAAUGUAAAUAUUCAAUCAUUAACAAUUCAGUUAUCAUAUAUUAGAAGUACACUAAUUCUAUUGGAAAAUACGCCGAAUUUAAAAUAUUUCGAUCUUACUUUAUCUUCAUUAUACCCUAUCGAUCCACUGAAAAAAGAGUUCGAUAUUACACAUAUUAAAUUAAAAAAACUACUCAUCACAUUAGGAAGCUCGAUUAAUGAAAAGAAUUUUCCUAUCAUAGCAUAUUUUAUUAAACAAUUUUCAAGUUCAUUAAUUCAUUUAUCAUUGAAUUUCAAUUCGAUUCAAUUGAAAGAAAAUCAAUUUGAUGGUUUUAUACUUCAACGACAAUUAUUAAAUUCGAUGACACAAUUGAAAAAUUUUCAUCUUCUUGUGACAUUCGAUAAAGAAAUAACAGAAAUCGAUACUCUACUAUCAACAUUUCAGAAUCAAUUUUGGUACGAUCAUCAUUGGAUAGUUGGUAUUCACAGACAACAUUUAUUUACAUUACCAUUUCAUUUUAAGAAACUGAACAAUUUUAUUGAUUUCGAUGAAAUUAAAUUAAGUAAUUUGAAAACGUCAUCAUUUUUAUCGGUAUGGCCACAUGUAACAUCGAUCGAUUUGUCUCAAUGUAACAAUCCGGAUUUAAAUUUAAUCAAACAAUUGAAAAUGAAUAUGCCUAAUUUAACAACAAUGAUCUUGAAUUCUGAAUUAAUAAAUAGUUUAGAUACAGAUGAAAAUGUAGCAUUAGAUAAUGUUAGUACUAUUCAUUGUAAAGGUGAAUAUCUUCAGAAUAUUAAGCAAUGGUUAAUUAAGAUUGUUCCGAACACAAAACAUUUAGUUUUAUCGUAUGAACCACAAUCUGCAACAUCUUCUUCAAAUCGAACAGUAUAUUUACAUAAACUUGAUGCCUAUUUUCGUGGUCAACGAACGACAAGAGAUUAUACUUAUUUUUUGAAUAUUCAACAUGUUGAAAUUAAAUUCAUUUUACACGAUGUUGAAGAUAUAUACAGACAUGUUUUACGUCUUGUUCGGGAAUUUUUGGAAAUGUUCAAGAAUUUGAAAUCUUUUAUAAUUGAAUUUCAUACGAAUUUUUCCAACUAUAACCGUAUACCAUUUGCAGAUUUAAACAAAAUGAUUGAAUUAUUAAAUAUGGAUAGAAUUUCGCAGAAAUAUCAUAUGAAACAUGUUUACAAUUAUAUUCAAUUUAUCAAAAAGACUUGA